Messenger RNA from Apis laboriosa (Himalayan honeybee), 732 nucleotides. RefSeq lists its product as uncharacterized. Gene Ontology annotation, molecular function: protein binding. The transcript has 5 exons. Lineage: Eukaryota; Metazoa; Arthropoda; Insecta; Hymenoptera; Apidae. Bases 1 to 732 code for a protein of 243 amino acids. The record is from RefSeq and is a predicted model, not a curated record.
AUGAGUCUUAUGUUAAAAUAUAACGAAUCAUUUUAUGAUAUAUUAUUUAAACAUUUUGUAACAUUGAGUGAAAUUUCAAAUAUUUUUAAAUUUAUUGUUCUCAUUGGAUUUAUCAUUAUCAUUUCUUAUAUGCUUUAUUAUAUAAAUGAUAAUUAUCAUAAAAAAUUUAUAAAUAAAUCUAAAUAUGAUGAUUUAGAAUUAUAUAAAUUAAAGAAUUAUAAUCGACUAAUUACGCGAAAUCAAAGUAUAAUCAGUCAUAAAGAAAUGUUAAAUACUCUAGAAUAUGCAGCUGAUAAUUGUUGUAAAACAUUUUAUGCAUUAAAAUGCAUUGAUAUAAUAGUAUAUUGUCCACAAUUAAUAAAUGUAAAAUGUUCAUCCUCUGGUUUAACACCUUUUCAUCGUAUCUGUUUGCAAGGUCAUAAAUGUUUAAUUGCUUUUAUGUUAGCAAAAGGUGCUGAUCCUUUUCUUACUACAAUAAAAGGAGAAAAUGCUUUGUGUAUGGCUAUUUAUUAUAUUCUUAAUAAUCCAACAGAAAAUGAUUUUUCUUGUCUUGAAAUGCUUGUAGAAACAGGAUGUGGAUUUGGUUCUAAAGAUAAAUGGUACAAUAAUUUGUUAAAAAUGGCAUUUAAUAAUAACCAUAUACAAUUAGUACAAUGGUUAAUUUUACAUUAUAAUGUUUCUUCAUAUAAACUUUUGCGAUGUUUAUCUACACCACCAAUGAAGAACCUAUAA